Messenger RNA from Filobasidium floriforme, 1520 nucleotides. RefSeq lists its product as uncharacterized. Bases 200 to 1204 code for a protein of 334 amino acids. The transcript is spliced from 4 exons. The record is from RefSeq and is a predicted model, not a curated record. Lineage: Eukaryota; Fungi; Basidiomycota; Tremellomycetes; Filobasidiales; Filobasidiaceae.
UUGGGAAAGUAUAGACCCCCAAAACGGCCCAAAAAAUAAUAAUUUGGGCCGUUCUGUUCUGCGCUUCCAGUAGAUCCUGAUCGGACUGCCCGAACCUUGCAACAAGUCUACAACUGAUUGUACAACAUCGCCUACUAAGCUGGUACGCCUCUUAUUGAAUCAAGCAACCUUCGACCCGAACGCUAUCUACAACCUCACAAUGAAUAGGUUCAACCGCCCGCUCUUCCGAGAGCUUUCCCGGACAUAUUUUCGAAACUUCUCUACAGCCAGACCGACAGCUACAAAACCGAAAUCGACGCCCUCGUCACCGACCGUCUCCCCCUCUAUCUCUAGAGAUUUCCCAUGGCGAACGAUCGCUCAGGAUCCCAAGACGAACGAGGUCAUUCAAGAACGUACCAUCUAUGCGAGGCCGUUGAACUUUAGGCCGAAAUUGCUAUGGGUGGUCAUGCUCGCCAUGGUGCCCGGAUGUUUCCUAGCCGCGGACACCGUGCAGAUGAAGCUCGAACUAGAUGAGAAGAUUGCCGCUAUCGAGCAAGAACAGGCGACCAAAAUGUCUACUUUACCAUCACCGGAGAACUCAACAACGGCCGUAAAGCCAUCACCAACAACACCGGCUCUCCCGACUGAAACUGAAGUCGUAGCGACCUCACCUGCAGUCGCACCCUCCCCCUUCGCUCCGAUCACCGACAUCAUCUCCCCAGAGUCCAUCCUCUCCGGCUUCCUAGUCUCUAUCGGCGGAGCGAUCUCGGUCCUCAUUCUCUACUACCCUACCCGGGUCGUCAGCCGUCUCACUCAGAUGCGCCGUGUAGCCACUGCCGAUCUCCCUGCCUCAGUAGCUUCCAAGGCUUCUUCUUUGCCCCUGCCUAUACGGACCCGGGUUGAUGUGAACAGGAAGAAGGGGGAAGAGCUGGGCCAGACGUGGAUCAGGAUGGAGACGGCCGCAGAGGGGAUGUGGGCGGGCAAGUUUGGGUUGCCGAGGGACAUCAGGAUGGAGAGGGUUCAUCCUGGUCUGAUCCGGGGUGGGACCACCUCAUCGCCAUACCUACGUCUACGAAUAGACCCUCUCCCUACCUUCUUCUCGCUCGACAAACAGUCUUACCGGUUAGACUUCCGACGGGUGGAAGACCGGGACUUCAAGAGUAAGGAAGACGAGGUGGUAGUCAGUUGGAAGCGGCUCGAACAGGUCUUCGGCGAGUUGGUUUAGUGGCUACAUUCUACAUCACUUCGAAUCGGCGUGGCAAGGAACAGAAAAAGCAGGGGCCGGCCAGCAUGUUCUCCAGAUGGGCGGUCACUUUGCAUUAUUCCUUUCUUUACUUGAUUUGGAUUGUUACAACCGAUUCAUCUAGACGUACAUACUUUUGCAGCAUCCAUCAUCUUCCGACGUGACUGCACUGCAUCGCUGAGGCGACUCUCACUCGUCGUCCUCGUCCGAAGCGACAGCCUCCUCUUCAUCAUCAUCUGCAACCUCGUCGUCGUACUCUUCGUCGUCCUACCGUGUCCACAGCGAAGAACAACAUCUC